Orbilia oligospora ATCC 24927 is the source of this 1476-nucleotide messenger RNA. RefSeq lists its product as uncharacterized. The coding region runs from base 1 to 1476 and encodes 491 amino acids. The record is from RefSeq and is a predicted model, not a curated record. The transcript is spliced from 4 exons. Lineage: Eukaryota; Fungi; Ascomycota; Orbiliomycetes; Orbiliales; Orbiliaceae.
AUGCAACCAGGGGUCGCCUUUUGUCACUCCACACAAGAUGGGCUUCGCGAUUGCGAGGUCGUUAGCACAUGGGCAAAUAACGGCGUAGCUCCCAAGACUCCAACAGAAAUUCGUUAUUUCCCUGAUGGUAAAGAGUCACUAUGGGGCGCCGAAGCCUCAUUGCCAUGUGAACGUCGUCAAUCAAAAGAUACAGCACCCGUUUAUAGUCGUUUCAAGUUGUUACUUGACCCGACUAUAUAUGGAGGUGUGUACGCCGGCCGGUCAAAGCCUUGGAGCCUCCUCCGCCGCCUAGAAGAUUUGAGGCUCGAAGAUUCAGCUUCUAUUAAACUCCCAUCGGGGAAAACCGCCAUAGACGUCUCUAGUGAUUAUCUCAAGUUGCUAUACAAUGAUCUGAUGAAUAACCGAUUGCGAAAACGGUAUCCGGACACCUUAGAUAUCACGCCAAUUGAAUUCGUAUUCACUAUCCCAGCUAUUUGGAGCCAUAAAGCACAAGAAGCGACACGUUAUGCAGCCAAAACUGCAGGCUUUUCUAGUCGACCAUCAGAUAGCUUGUCAUUAGUUUCCGAGCCCGAGGCCGCAGCGAUGUUCGUACUCCAAGCCAUGCGGGAGAAAAACUUUAGUCGAAUUUCAGGGCAAAAAACUACUUUGAAACGCGGCGAGAAUUUUGUGAUUUGUGAUUGCGGUGGUGGGACGGUCGAUUUGAUAAGUUAUGAGGUGGAAGAAGAGUACCCGAAGUUUAGUUUGAAGGAGUCAGUCGUGGGGACUGGCGCAAAAUGCGGCUCCUCUUAUAUCGAUGCUGCAUUCAAGAGUUUUCUCUUAGAAAAACUUGGAUUGCAUUGCAAAGAUGAAGGCUGGUUCAAAAAGCUUGUUGAAGGUGGAAGCACCUUGAUGAAAACAUUUGACUUCAUUAAAAAGAGCUUCGGCGAAACAAACAACGAUAUCUGGUUUUUGGAGUUGGGCACUGAGGUCCCGGAUGACGAGGAGGCUGGAAUCGUGGAUAGUGAGCUCGAAUUAACAGCAAAGGAUCUCCAAGCGCUAUUCGACCCGGUAGUUGACAACGUGAUUCAACUAAUAAAAGAUCAAGUGAAAAUCAUCCAGUCAACGCACAGCUCCGAGAUAGCACCAACGAUAUUCUUAGUUGGAGGGUUCGGAGAAUCGCAGUACUUGUACAAGCGUUUGGCUGAGUGGGCGGCUAAUCAAACCCCGUCCCUCAUAGUUGUCAAUCCGACCGAAUCUUGGUCUGCGAUCAUGAGGGGCGCGAUCAUCCAAACACUUAAGCCGGCAGUGCGGUCAAGGCGACUACGACAGCACUAUGGCUUUAGAUGCAAUUUACCAUUCAACCCCGCUAAACAUGAUAUCACUGAUGCCUACGAGUGCCCAUUUGGAGGCUGGUACCUCCGGAAUAGCGUGAAAUGGACAGCAGAAAUGGCAAGUCGCGAUCUAUUAACCCUUAGAUUGAGACUAAAGUCUGGUUAG